This is a messenger RNA of Sphaeroforma arctica JP610, 1176 nucleotides long. RefSeq lists its product as hypothetical. The record is from RefSeq and is a predicted model, not a curated record. Lineage: Eukaryota; Ichthyosporea; Ichthyophonida. The transcript is spliced from 7 exons. Gene Ontology annotation, molecular function: zinc ion binding. The coding region runs from base 1 to 1176 and encodes 391 amino acids.
AUGGAUAAUAAUACUACAUUAGAAGAUGUUGCUGUCGAAUCAGACGGUUUUCACAUCUUGGAGGAAGACAAGAGCAAAUCCAGUGUUGUGGACCAGAACCAGGAUUUCGAAUCAACGAGAGAGACCGUCGAUGACUACAUCAGUUUGAGUGCCGAUUCAGAAGCACGAUCUACUACAGGAUCAGAAUCUGAGACAGAUAUGUUUCUGACUGAUGGUAGUAUCCCAAUAGAGGAGCUGUAUGAAUACGACAAUGAUCAGAACAUACAGAGAAGCACGAGUUGGUCUGAGCUCAAUGAAACUUCAGGGUGGCAGGAUGAGCUCCCGAGUAAAGAACUCGUGGAUCAACUUACCCACAGAAUUCUUCGCAGUGAGUGUUGUGUGUAUAUCUCGGACCGUGAUGGGUUGGAGCACGAAUCUUACGCUCUUUACCUAGGAACAGUGAAGAGCAACGUGACAUUCAAGGAUGAAGAUGUUUUCAUAGAUGCGGUCGCCGCUGGUCUCAAAACGAAGCUCGAUGAUCCGAAUGACAUUAAAAGGGGUCAAAUGCAGAACUUCUUACUUUCUGUUUCAAAGGACUGUGUCAUGGCAACUAUUCAAGACUUGAGAGACGAACUCGUACAUGGUCGGUAUUCAGUAACGUUGAAGUCUAAUGGUGUAUCGGUUUGCGCAUGCUUGCGUCGAGAAGCGUUGGGAAUGAUAUGUGUACACGGAGGCAGAACUCUGAUGACAUUAGCAUUGGACAACUCCCGGGAGUAUGAUAAAUUCAAAGAAAAGUACAACUUACAAGAUGAGAAAUGGUGCAGCCCUGUAUUUCAUAUCAAGACACACGUGAAGCAGUAUUCGGAGACUCUUCAAAUUCCAAAUGAACUCGAUAUCGAGAGCAAAGGUGGCGGAUACCCCUGGUUCUGGCAACAGCAGCAUCAAGUACAACCACUAGGCCAUUUACCACAGACCUAUCAGUGGCCUAUGCAGCCACCUGGCACGGAUAACCAGCAAUGGCAAGCAGGUUGGCUGCCUCAAAAUGAUACCUAUACAUUCCCAGGGCAAAUACCCUGCCAGGCUAAAACAGUGAACGGCAAGAGUUUAUCAUUUCACAUACACACACAACCAGCGCUUACCUCAAGAGUUUCAAACGCACCACACCCAAGCACAGAAUACAAUGCAGGAGAAAGCUAA